CUUCUUAACCAUCUCCUCACUAGCGCAGUGCACUCCAGCUGGCAGCAAAGAAAAGUGUGCCAGCGGACGUUAUGAAAUGCCAGGGAAGAGGAGAAGAGGAAUAAAUCUUUAGUGCAUUGGUGAUUUUGAUCCACAUCCCAGAUGGAAUAUUAUUGUUUUUGACUAAUUCCACGAGACUUAUUUGGACACCAGGGACAACUUCAUAUUAUUCGUAACUAUUUUGGAAAAAUACAAGCACUCUACGGCGAACUGAAAAAGUUUUUUUUUUUUUACCCCAUUCUCCCUUCCAGUCUCCUCUGCAUCCAGGCUCCGGCGGAAGGGACGCCACAGAAUCCCGCCUGCCCUACAAGCCCUCUGCUACAUAACAAAUAUACUGAAUUAGCCUGUAUCAUGCAAGAGCCUCACAAUUACAUUAAGGCCAUGUGAAUUAAACAAUUUAAAGGAUAUAAAAGACGAAGUGCGCGCUCUCGGCGAAGCGCAGCAUCAGCACCAGCAUCCGAUGCGCGUCCCCGCUCCGGUAGAGGCUGCCCGAGAUCCCGGGAAGAGGAGUUGGAGCUGCGCGAGUUAAAGUUGGGCUAUAGGGGGGUGAAAGGAUGCUGCAGAACAAUCUACGAUCCAAUUAACAUAGCCUAUGCGGAGAAACGUGUCCUGAGUGAAGGAUGACUUGCAAAAUACUGAGCAUAUGCCUCUUAUUUUUGGGUUUUCAACAUUGCUCAUCACGAGAAUGUGUUGAUCCGCUGGUCUCUGGGCUCUAUGCCUCCUCCUUCCUGGCCUCAUCCAGAUAUAACUUUCUGUACUCUGCCAAUUUUGCCAAAUUGUAUGGCAGCAGUGGCUGGUCCCCAUCCCCCAGGGAUAGACAGCCAUGGCUGCAGGUAGACCUAGGCAGGAAGUAUCGACUGGUGGCCAUCGCCACCCAGGGGACCUUCAACUCAUAUGACUGGAUCACCAAGUACACCCUGCUCUAUGGAGACCGACCAGAUUCCUGGACGCCGUACAUCAUGAAAGGAGGAAACUCUACGCUGCCUGCAAACUGGAAUUAUUAUCAGGUGAAGAGGAAUGUCUUCCAUUACGCCUUUACUGCUAAACACAUUCGUCUGCUGCCUCUGGCCUGGAACACAGAGAAUGGAGGGAAGAUCGGUGUGAGGCUGGAGCUGUAUGGCUGCUCUUAUGAUUCCUAUGUGCUACAGUACAACGGGGAUGACUCAGUGGUCUACAUGUACCCAGGAAAGAGGUCCCGUACACAACAUGAUCAUAUUGCCAUAAACUUCAAGACUCUGGAGCAGGAUGGUCUGCUGUUACACAGUGAAGGGAUUCAAGGAGACCUUUUCACCCUGGAGUUGAAGAGAGGCCGUCUUUACCUGCACAUCAGCCUAGGGAGCAGUAUCAUACACAAAGUUGAUGGUAGAACUACACUGACUGCUGGCAGCCUUCUCGAUAAUCUACACUGGCACUAUGUCACCAUCAAGCGCUAUGGUCGACAGGUGAACUUCACAGUGGACAGUCACACAGUCACAGCCAUCUGUAAAGGAGAGUUUACACACCUGGAUCUUGACACACAGUUGUAUGUAGGAGGUGUCAUAGAGCAAAAUUUGCCUCACCUGCCCACUACACCAAAUUUCCGUGGCUGCCUGGAGAAUGUCUUCAUCAAUGGCAUCAACAUCAUUGACAAGGCUAAGAGAGAAGACUCUGAGAUCCGCAUCCCACGAAAGAAAAAGAUGCAUUAUGCCUGCAGAGACAUUCUGCUCAAACCUAUGACUUUCGCUGGGCCCAACAACUACCUUCAGGUGCCGGGCUUCUUCAGGAGGCCUCGUAUGUUUGUCAAGUUUAAGUUCCGCUCAUGGGACUACACAGGGCUGCUAAUGUUCACACGAUUUGCUGAUGACUUGGGUGCCCUUGAGCUGGGCCUUAGCGAGGGACAGAUAAACGUUACCAUAUUCCAGCCUGGGAAGAAGAAACUCCAGUUUGCUGCAGGCUACAGGCUAAAUGAUGGUUACUGGCAUACAGUGGAUUUGGCAGCCAGAGACAACCUGCUGACCCUCACAAUUGAUGAGGAGGAGGGCUCUCCACUAAAAAUCACCAACCCUUUCACAAUUCGGACAGGGGAUCGCUACUUUUUUGGAGGUUGUCCAAAGACCAAUAACACAAUAAGGAAGUGUGAGACCAAGCUGAACCGCUUCCAUGGUUGCAUGCAACAUAUUUUCAUAGACAAUGAACAGCUUGAUAUCGACAUUAUUCUGCAACGACAAUGGGGGCGCUAUGCUGAGCUGUUGUUGGGCACCUGUGGCAUCACUGACAGAUGUAAUCCAAAUCCAUGUGAACAUGAAGGCAGAUGCAUCCAGUCCUGGGAUGACUUUAUCUGUGUGUGUGAGAACACAGGCUAUAAAGGAGAAGUGUGUCACAUGUCGGUUUAUAAAGAGUCAUGUGAGGCCUACCGACUCAGUGGCAAGUAUUGGUCUGGAAACUACACCAUCGAUCCUGAUCUCAGUGGACCGCUGAAACCAUUUGAAGUGUACUGCAAAAUGAAGUCAUAUAAAGCUUGGACAGUGAUUUUGAAUGACCGUGUGGAUGGUACCAGGGUGACUGGGAGUUCGAUAGACCGGCCUUAUAUAGGAGAUGUCAAUUACUGGAACGCCUCCUGGGAUGAAGUCACGGCUCUUGCCAACACUUCCAUGUAUUGUGAGCAGUGGAUUGACUACUCCUGCUACAAGUCCCGUCUCCUCAACACCCCCAAUGGAAGACCGUUUGGUUACUGGAUCGGUCGUCACAAUGAGAGUCACUAUUACUGGGGUGGAACAUUCAGAGAGGUCCAAAAGUGUGGCUGUGCUAUCAACCAAACCUGCACCGAUCCUAAGUUUCAAUGCAACUGUGAUGCUGACUAUAGACAAUGGUACUCAGAUAAGGGCUAUUUGGACUGGAGAGACCAUCUGCCUGUGAGGAAGGUAGUAGUCGGAGACACCAACAGGACCGGCUCAGAGGCACACUUCACUGUUGGGCCUCUUCGCUGCCAUGGCGACAGAAACAUAUGGAACACCAUAGCCUUUACCAAGCCCACCUACAUAACAUUCCCCACCUUCAGGCCUGGCUCCAGCGCUGACAUCUCCUUCCACUUUAAAACCUAUCGUGCCCCUGGUGUCUUCUUGGAGAACUCUGAUGACCAACUUCGAAACUUCAUACGUAUAGAGCUAAAUACCACCCAUAACCUUGUAUUUAUAUUUAUGGUUGGGGACGGCAUCGUUAACGUGACCCUGCGUUCCCCGGUGCCACUCAAUGACAAUGAGUGGCACUUUGUUCAGGCCGAGAUUAAUGUGAAAUUGGCCCGGAUUAAGGUUGAUUAUCAGCCUUGGGCUGUCACGCAUUUUCCAGGUCAGACCUUCGUCACCAUGCAGUUUACACAUCCUGUCCUAGUAGGUGCAGCCAACCGUACCCUGAGACCUUUCUUGGGGUGUCUUCGAGGGUUACGGAUGAACGGUGUUCCUCUUGAUCUAGAGAGCAAAGUAAAUGAAGAACAGGGUAUAAGGAGGAACUGUACCGGGCAGUGUCUUAAUGCUACCAUACCAUGCCGAAACGAUGGCCAAUGUAUAGAGGGCUAUGCUGCCUACACUUGUGACUGCAACAACACAGCUUUUGAUGGUUUCUACUGCCAUAAAGACAUUGGAGCCUACUUUGAGAUUGGCUCGUGGCUGAGAUACAACAUACGAAAGAAGCCAAUUUCAGACGAAGCAGCGUGGGCCAAUUGGAUCGACCCACACUAUGACAACUUCAGUCUGGGCUACAAUGACACGGCAGAUGACAUAGAGUUCAGCUUCAGCACUGUCCAUAAGCCAGCUGUGUUGCUCUACAUCAGCUCUUUUGUCCAGGACUACAUUGCUGUCAUCCUCAAGACUGAUGGCAGCGUAGAUCUGAGGUAUAAGCUGGGGCUCAUAACACACAAGUAUCAGCUGACUCACCGAAACCUUGCAGAUGGAUACCCCCACUAUGUCAACAUUACUAGACACAACAGAACCAUCAAAACACAGGUGGAUUACAUGGAGCCCAUUGUGGAAAAGAUAACCUUAGUGGAGGACGCUAGGUUUGACUCUCCAAAGUCCAUGUUCCUGGGCAGAGUGAUGGAGGUUGGUGAUAUUGACUAUGAGAUCCAAAGGCACAAUGCUCCAGGCUUCAUAGGCUGUAUAUCUGGGGUGAGAUACAACAUCUACGCCCCUUUAAAGGCUUUCUUCCGUCCAAAUGAAACAGACCCUCCGGUAACGACACAAGGCUAUGUAUCUGAGUCCAACUGUGGCGCCUUCCCUCCGAUCCUGGGUUAUGUACCAUGGGAGGUUGACCCCUGGUUUACCACCAUAGAGUAUUUUUAUAUCCAUGAUGACCUAGGCCUGUUUUGGAUAACAGUCAUUGUCAUCCUGGCACUGCUGCUGCUCUUUGGAGGUCUGUACAGCAUCUAUGUCUAUGCGUAUCAGCAGAAGGGCAGCUAUCGCACCAAUGAACCCAAGAACCUGGAGUCCCCCAGCAGUGCCAGGCCGCUGACCGAGACCCUGAGGAGAGAAAAAAAGAACCUCCCAGAAAUUGAAGAGGAGUUCAGGAGCGACUAG
Epinephelus fuscoguttatus (brown-marbled grouper) is the source of this 4586-nucleotide messenger RNA. RefSeq names its product contactin associated protein 1 (gene cntnap1). Lineage: Eukaryota; Metazoa; Chordata; Actinopteri; Perciformes; Serranidae. The transcript has 24 exons. The record is from RefSeq and is a predicted model, not a curated record. Bases 660 to 4586 code for a protein of 1308 amino acids.